This is a messenger RNA of Bradysia coprophila, 669 nucleotides long. It is a transcript of the gene Mesh1, whose product is annotated as Metazoan SpoT homolog-1. Lineage: Eukaryota; Metazoa; Arthropoda; Insecta; Diptera; Sciaridae. Gene Ontology annotation, molecular function: guanosine-3',5'-bis(diphosphate) 3'-diphosphatase activity. The record is from RefSeq and is a predicted model, not a curated record.
AUGAAGACCUUUUGUUUACAUUUUUUUUAAAAGUGGAAUUAUUUCGGAGUUGGCUACAAGUGUCUUAUCUCACUUCAUUAACUUCAAUGCGGUUUACAUAAUGUCAGACAUAAUUUCCAUAACCGUAAAAUGUAUGAAUUUUGCUGCAAUCAAGCAUAAAACACAAAGAAGGAAAGAUCCAGAUAAAACGCCGUAUAUUAAUCACCCGAUAGGUGUUGCAUACAUUCUAACCCAUGAAGCCGACAUUACCGAUCUGGACGUUAUACAAGCUGCCAUUCUACAUGAUACUGUAGAAGACACCGACACAACAUUCGAAGAAAUUGAGCAAGAGUUUGGACUAAAUGUGAAAAAUAUUGUCGCCGAAGUAACAGACGAUAAAUCUUUACCAUAUGCGGAACGGAAACGAUUGCAAAUCGUCCAUGCAAAAGAUUCAACACAUCAGGCGAAAUUGGUGAAACUAGCAGACAAAUUGUAUAAUUUAAGAGACCUACAAUCGUGUAUACCGGAGGGAUGGACGGAGGAACGACGCCGCGAAUAUUUCAAUUGGGCCAAGAAAGUGGUUGAUAAUCUACGCGGCACCAGCGCACCACUCGAAGCAUCUUUAGACGAAAUCUUCCAAAAAGAAUGUUCGACAUGAAAUGCAUGCAACAAUAAAAAAGAAUUUUAAUU